AUGGCAAGCAAGCCUCUCCUCUCAGGAUCAGGGGGGGCAGGGAGGAGGGCAGGCACAUAUAAACACUCCACUUCAAAAAGCACACAGACUGAAAAGCUUGUACAGCAAUUGCCUCCUACAGAGGAGAAGGCACCUGUUCUACAAACGGAAGUAGCUACAAAUGUUCAAAAUACAAAACACAAUAAACCGAUAUUGGAGAGUACUUCUGUUUGUCGCAACUUUAGAUUAAACCAUAUUAGUCAAGUUGCAAAGAAACACAUUUCUUCACCGAAACAUUUUAAACAUCCAUCUAAUAAAAGUCCAAAGAUUCUUGUUCAUGUGACUUUAAAAAAUUUAUUUGGCCAAGACUGUCGACAAUAUGCGAUUGGAGAAAAGUCACUCUCGUCAUUUUUCAAUACUUCUAGUGAUAAUAAUAAGGAUAUUCCAGACUGUAAUAAAAGUAUUCACAGUCAGCUCAAGUCAGAGAAGAAAUCUCCUAUAAACCAGUUCAAAUAUAGUAGUAUAUAAUCUGUGCUGGAAUCAGAUUGUGCUAAGAACAAUAAGAAACAGUGCUGCAAUAAAAUUUCAACUAAAGAAACAACUGUAAAAUACUGGUUGCAAGCACAAUUUUAUCCAAUGAUCCUAGAGUACCUUUUCGAUUUACUGCAAAUCACGAGAGUCCUCAUCACGCUGUAUGCUCGAGAAGUCCGCCGCAUGUAUACAUACAAGCGGGUAUUAGUUGGAAGUCUUCAGAAACAUCAACACAAACCAAUUUCUUUUUAA
Messenger RNA from Habropoda laboriosa, 762 nucleotides. RefSeq lists its product as uncharacterized. The record is from RefSeq and is a predicted model, not a curated record. The transcript is spliced from 3 exons. NCBI's taxonomy places the organism in Eukaryota, Metazoa, Arthropoda, Insecta, Hymenoptera, Apidae.